AUGAACCAGAUAAAGGUCACCGGGGAGGAUAAGUCCACAGGAAGAACAGCGGAACUAGUUGGAGCAUCACAGCUGGAUGCUACCACUAGCGGAAUGCAUGAGCAGGAUAAAAAUGCGAACCUGACUCAAAUGGAAGUUGAAGCGACAAAGGUCACCAAAAUGGAACUGGUUGAAAUGGGAUUGGAUGACCUUUUGUUGAAUGACAAGACUGUAGACGAUGACCUUUGGGCCACUCCAAUGGUGUCAGACGAAUCAAAUGAAUCAUACUUCACGGACGAUGAAACGACGAUGAAUGUGUCCUUCCAAUCCGCGAUGAGACAAGCCGACCGUGCUGAAGGGACGAUACUAUUCAAAGAUAUACCGGAGCACCUCAUCGAACGGACAAAAACAGGAAAGGUCAUCAAUGUUAGACCACCAUCACCGAACAGCCCCACAACGACUUUGAGAACUCGUGUUAGAGAGUUGGAAGACGAACUCGAGACCAAGGAAAGUCAGGCAACGAAGCGAACGAGAGAAAAUCGGGAAAAACUGUCACCGCUGGAAGCCCGAAUAUACGUAUUGGAACAACAACAGGUUGACUUAGAGAGCGCAGCGGACGAAUGGAAAAUCAAAUACGAACGCCAACGAGAACUCGCGGAAGAAUAUUUGAAGAUGGUGGAUGACAGAGAAAUGGAAGGUCAUCUUGCAGUCAGUGACCUCAACGAGAGCAUGUCAGAAGAAUCAGCCAAAAGGUCACGGCACUUAGCGGAAUUGAAGGACGAAUGCGACUCACUGAAACUAAAGGUCACCGAAGCUGAAACGAAAAGAGAUGAAUACGCAACCAAACUCGCCGACGCUACUCAGCGGUUGUUGACGAACACCACUGAAAUCUUCAAGCUCAGGAAUGACCUGAAGCUCCGUGACGAGAAUAUCGGGACCCUUCAGAGGGAGUCAUACGAUCACCAGAGGAGGGCUGAUGAAGCCGCUAAGGUGGCAAAGGACUUGCGAGAUCUUACAGCCACCGAAGGAGUACGGUUGAUUAAUGAAAUAAGACAGGUGAUGCAAGAGAACAAGGCGUUGAAGGAUGACAACAAAAAGGUCACCGAUGAGAUUAAAGAGUUAAAAGAAGCCGCCAAGACAAUUGCAGAACAAGGCGCGAGGUGGGAGCACGAGGCACACCUCUUGGACGAAAAAGUCACGGUACUUGAACUGAAAGAUAAAGAGUGGCAACGGACAGUCCAUCAGAAGACACAGGAGAUCAUCAAACUCAACACGGAGUUGAUCGACAUGACCCAAACGGCAAUGACAAGAGAAGACGAGGUCAAUCAGACAAAAACCCAGCUGAAAGCGGCAGCCGAUGAGUAUUCGAAACUGGAAAGAGACGUGACCCAGUUGGCGGAACACAUCAGGAAAGUCGAAAAUGACACUGAAAAGGUCAUCCAGGAGAAAACGUUCCAACUCCACCAGCACAUGCUAAAGGUCAAGGAGGAAAAUCAGAAUUUGAAAACAGAAAAGAGGAAUUCCAAUUGAAAGUCCGUCGCCUCGAGGAUGAAAAUAAGGCGCUCAACAUCUCAAACAAACACAAAGAUGAGCAGCUGUUGCAAUAUGGAGUUAGAACAGCCACGGUGGA
Molecule: messenger RNA, 1609 nt
Organism: Paramacrobiotus metropolitanus
Lineage: Eukaryota; Metazoa; Tardigrada; Eutardigrada; Parachela; Macrobiotidae
Product: putative leucine-rich repeat-containing protein DDB_G0290503
Exons: 1
Coding region: 1-1509 (502 amino acids)
Source: RefSeq, a predicted model, not a curated record